Halichondria panicea is the source of this 1430-nucleotide messenger RNA. RefSeq lists its product as uncharacterized. Lineage: Eukaryota; Metazoa; Porifera; Demospongiae; Suberitida; Halichondriidae. The coding region runs from base 270 to 1319 and encodes 349 amino acids. The record is from RefSeq and is a predicted model, not a curated record. The transcript has a single exon.
ACUUAGUAUUCUUUCACUUUCUGAUGUUGGUUAUGAUAAAUACCAUUUCGCAUAUAAUAAUUUUAUAGUCUGUUAGUAUAGAUAGCUACUACCAUGGUUGAAACUAAAAGUGCUGAAGCCAUUUUACAGUAUAGAUUAAAUAACCGUAAUAGGAUGAUGUCCCCCCUCCCCCGGGGGAAAUCUUUUCUCUUGUGUGUAGGUGUAUAAAAACUCUUGCAUAAAUCAGUCCAUCAAAGUCAGCUUGUGUUAAUUUUUUUGUGAAGAUUGAAAUGCAUCAACUGGUUCUUUUUUCGUUUCUGUUCUUGGCUACAGCCUGGGGCCAUGAGGACACGCAAACGUGCUCCUCAAAUGUAGUCGUCAUGACAAGAGAAGACUUGGCUCAAGAAAUUCAGUCGAAAAUAAUGGCUGAAACUCCAAGCUCUAGUAUAUCGAAUUGCAAUAUCAGCACAACAAAAAUCACGGACGAAAUCUAUAAACGAAUUGUGAAGCUCGAUAAAGAGAAAUUGACUGGUUUGCAAGAAGCUUUGAACUGCCCUUGUGAUACAUAUGCCUCGUGUCAGGACAUUCUUGAGAGGGACAGCAGUAGUCCAUCCGGUUAUUACUGGCUGCAGACAUCAAGCACUUCUGCUGAAAAGGUAUAUUGUGAUAUGAGUAGGAUUUGUGGAAAUGUUAGAGGUUGGAUGAGACUCACACAGCUUGAUAUGACUGAUCCAAGAAGCCAGUGUCCUGAUGGUUUUUAUGCUGCUGAACACAACAACAAGACUCUCUGUGCAACUACCUUCACACAUGGGGGCUGCGAAUCAGUGCAUUACUCAACAGGUGGUGUACAAUACAACCAAAUUUGUGGUAGAGUUAUUGCUUACCAGAAAGGAUAUACAAACGGCAUUCGUUUUGGACGGAUUACAAACAAUUACGUAGAUGGAGUUAUCGUCUCUCAUGGACCUAACAGUGAUAAGCACCAUAUUUGGACCUUUAUAACUUCUUUAGAUGAAACUAGAGGCAACUAUUGCCCUUGUAUCAACCGAAACAAUCGAGGUAGUGCUCCACCAAGUUUUGUGGGCUUGGACUAUUUCUGUGAUACUGGAACGAAGAAAUAUCAGAAUUAUUACGACAAUUUCAAGGUGUUCACUGAUAAUCCACUAUGGGAUGGAGCUGGGUGUGGUCCAAACAAUGAGUGCUGUACAUUCAACUCCCCCCCGUGGUUCUACAGAAAACUGCACUACAAGACGUCAGAUAGCCUUGAAAUGAGAGUCUGCAGAGGUGGAACUACUCUAGUCGAGGACAUUCUUGUUGAGAAAAUCGACUUUUAUGUUCGUUGAGGAUUAUGACUGACUACAUGUAGCUCCUAUACGUAGUUCAUUGUUUUGCUGAUGGACAUGUAUAAUGCGUACAUGUAAUAUUACAGUAUUAUAUGGUAUACUUAUGGUUAA